This is a messenger RNA of Cinclus cinclus, 3314 nucleotides long. It is a transcript of the gene TUBGCP2, whose product is annotated as tubulin gamma complex component 2. Gene Ontology annotation, cellular component: centrosome; spindle pole; gamma-tubulin small complex. The transcript is spliced from 15 exons. The coding region runs from base 141 to 2300 and encodes 719 amino acids. Gene Ontology annotation, biological process: meiotic cell cycle; spindle assembly; cytoplasmic microtubule organization. Lineage: Eukaryota; Metazoa; Chordata; Aves; Passeriformes; Cinclidae. Gene Ontology annotation, molecular function: gamma-tubulin binding; microtubule minus-end binding. The record is from RefSeq and is a predicted model, not a curated record.
CCAGCGGCGGCACUUCCGGGCGGGCAGCCAAACAUCUCCACCUUCCAGAAGCAUCCCCCUCGUGUGGCCGUUUCCCCUGGGAGCGGUGGGGUGACCCCCCGGUUCCCGUGUCCCCAGGGCUGGUGGCCCGAGCCGGGAGCAUGAGCGAGUUCCGCAUCCACCACGACGUGAACGAGCUGCUGAGCCUGCUGCGGGUGCACGGCGGCGAGGGCGCCGAGGUCUACAUCGAGCUGCUGCAGAAGAACCGCACGCCCUACGUCACCACCAACGUCUCUGCCCACAGCGCCAAGGUGAAAAUAGCCGAGUUUUCUCGAACUCCUGAAGAUUUUUUAAAGAAGUACGAUGAGCUGAAGUCUAAAAACACGAGACAUCUGGAUUCUUUAGUUUAUCUGCUGUCCAAACUCACCGAGGACAAAGAGACACUCCACUACCUGCAACAAAAUGCUAAAGAAAGGGCAGAGCUUGCAGCAAACGCAGCCACCACCAGCAGCACGAAUUUUUCCAUCCCCUCAUCCACUUCCAAGAUGUCUCUGCAGGAGCUGGAGGAGCUGCGCAAGCAGCUGGGCAGUGUCACAGCCAACUCCAGUGCACAGCAGCCUCUUGAGCUUACACGAAAAAUCCUCCGGGAUAAGCAGAACAAGAAGAAUUCUGGUCAGCCCAUUCCAGUAUUUCCAUCUUGGGUGUAUGAGAGACCUGCACUUAUUGGGGAUUUCUUAAUUGGCACGAGUCUAAGCACUGACACAACAGUACCAAUAGGCACUUUGCCAUUAGCCUCCCAGGAAUCCAUGAUUGUGGAGGACUUGCUGUAUGUUCUGAUUGGUGUGGAUGGCAGGUACAUCACAGCACAAGCCCUGGUGGGCAGGCAGAACCGAGCCUUUUCCCUCGAUCCAAACCUGGACCUGUCCAUCAAGGAGUUGGUGACCAGGAUUCUUCCUGUGGCUGCAAGUUACUCUGCUGUCACCAGGUUUAUAGAGGAGAAAUCUUCCUUUGAGUAUGGACAGGUAAAUCAUGCUCUGGCAGCAGCCAUGCGGACUCUAAUCAAGGAAUACAUGAUAUUAAUUACCCAGCUGGAGCAUCUUCAGAGACAGGGCCUUCUGUCACUGCAGAAACUGUGGUUUUACAUCCAGCCCACAAUGAGGACCCUGGAGAUUCUGGCUUCACUGGCUACUUCUGUGGAUAAGGGUGAGUGUAUGGGAGGAUCAACCCUGAGCUUGCUCCAUGACAAGACUUUCAAUUACACAGGGGACAGCCAGGCCCAGGAGCUGUGCCUGUAUUUAACCAAGGCCGCCAGCGUGCCUUACUUUGAAAUCCUGGAAAAGUGGAUAUAUAGAGGCAUCAUUAAUGAUCCAUACAGUGAGUUCAUGGUGGAAGAGCAUGAGCUGCAGAAGGAGAAGAUUCAGGAGGACUAUAAUGACAAGUACUGGGAUCAGAGAUAUACUGUUGUUCAGCAACAGAUUCCCUCCUUCUUGCAGAAAAUGGCUGACAAGAUCCUAAGCACAGGGAAAUAUUUAAAUGUUGUGCGGGAAUGUGGGCGAGAUGUCACCUGCCCUGUGGCCAAAGAGGUCAUCUACACUUUAAAAGAGAGAGCCUAUGUGGAACAAAUAGAAAAAGCUUAUAACUAUGCCAGCAAAGUUCUUCUGGACUUCCUGAUGGAGGAGAAAGAGCUGGUGGCUCACCUAAGAUCUAUAAAACACUAUUUCCUGAUGGAUCAAGGGGACUUUUUUGUUCACUUCAUGGAUCUGACAGAGGAGGAACUUAAGAAGCCUGUAGAUGAUAUCAUAACAACAAGGCUAGAGGCUCUGCUGGAAUUAGCCCUGAGAAUGAGCACAGCCAACACUGAUCCUUUCAAGGAUGAUUUAAAGAUUGACUUGAUGCCCCACGACCUGAUCACACAGCUCCUGAGGGUGUUGGCCAUAGAAACAAAGCAGGAGAAGGCCAUCAUCAGUGCAGAGCCCACAGAGCUCACCCUCAGUGGCCUGGAGGCUUUUUCCUUUGACUACAUCGUGAAGUGGCCUCUGUCCCUCAUCAUAAACAGGAAAGCACUGACAAGGUACCAGAUGCUUUUCAGACACAUGUUCUACUGCAAGCACGUGGAAAGGCAGCUGUGCAACGUUUGGAUCAGCAAUAAGACAGCCAAGCAGUUCUCCCUGCAUUCAGCUAAGUGGUUUGCUGGUGCUUUCACACUGCGGCAGCGGAUGCUGAAUUUCGUGCAGAAUAUCCAGUAUUACAUGAUGUUUGAAGUGAUGGAGCCAACAUGGCACAUUCUGGAGAAGAACCUGAAGUUGGGUGGAAAAGGAUGAUCCUUACUGGUUGCAUGUAGUGCCUUAUGGUUCAUUUUAUUUGUCACACUUCUCUCUUGUGCAUUUUCACUUGAAGAUCAGGUGCUCUCUUCCUAAAACCGUAGCUGGAUCUUCAUCCUCACAACAUCAUUGUCAUCAUCAACACAACUUCAUCAUCAUCCUCAUUGCAUUGGAAAGCUGCAUUUUUCCCUGUUCUGCAGUAUCUUAUAAGGAUGUGGGAGGGGUUUCCUGCAUUGGUCCUGCUGGAGCAGUGUGGAUGCCAUGGUAGUUUUAGUCGUGUGGUUCUCUCCUAAGUUUGACCUGUGUUCUGAGCUUCAGCACACUGUGCAGAGUGAGAGGAAGUUUAAUCUAUCAUUUAAAAGUCAAGACCACAACAGCCUGUUGUAGUGGCAGAGAUGAACAAAAAUCUAACAGAAUCCUCUCAACACUGCAUGUCCCAGUUCCUUGAAGCAUAUUUCCCAGGCUCCUAAAGCAUAUUUCUGAAUAGCCUGUAUGUUUUAAUAAUAAGUUUAUUGACAUUUAAGAUUCUUCAAUCUGUUUUUCUCUUUUCCUCUUGUUUUCACUGACUUUACUGAGGUUGUGAAGGUGGGAGUGGCCAUGACAAGCAGAUUUUAAAACAAAGGAAAUGCAAGCUCAUAAAGCAGAUAACUCCAUCCUUUCCAGGGGAAGGCUUGGAUGAUGAAAGCAAGCAUGAUCUGUGGGGAGGUGGUGUGGCAAAUCAAAGGUUUAACACAUGUGAGGGGCUGCUGAGGGAGUAAUGCAGAUGCAGUCUCCAUCUGGGGAUGUUUCUGGGAGGUGCACGAGGAGUUUCUCACUCUAAGAGGUCCCUGGCAGAGGCAGGGUGCUGGGAUGGAGCUCUGGGGCUGGGAUGGAGCUUUGGGGCAGAGCAGCACAGCAGCCCAGGUUUGGUUUGUCAUCGUUGGGCUGUCCUGUCACAGGCAUCCAACAUUGAUGAUGUCCUGAGCCACCACACGAGCUUCCUGGACAACUGCCUGAAGGACUGCAUGCUCACCA